Messenger RNA from Quercus robur (English oak), 2737 nucleotides. RefSeq lists its product as uncharacterized. The coding region runs from base 89 to 2566 and encodes 825 amino acids. The record is from RefSeq and is a predicted model, not a curated record. Lineage: Eukaryota; Viridiplantae; Streptophyta; Magnoliopsida; Fagales; Fagaceae. The transcript has 8 exons. Gene Ontology annotation, molecular function: protein binding.
CCUUACAUCUAAUAUAUAUAUUUUUCGUCAUUGUUCCUAGUGUAUUGUAAGAAAGAAAAAAAUAGAAGAUUUAGCAAAAAUAAAGAAAAUGGAAGAAGAUAGGGAUAGACAGAGCCAGGAUGAUGUGCUCGCCUUCGAUUUGUACAAGAAUACCAUGACAGGUGAAUGGGGGAAUAUUGUUAAGAUGUAUAAGGAACACAAAUUCUCAGCCAUUUACGCCAGGAUCAACUCGGCAGGUGACACGGCAUUGCAUGUAGCUGUCUCUAUUGCGCCAGAAGAAAUUGUCCAACAACUCAUACGUGUAAUUUCUCUCCAUUCAGAGCCCUCUCUUCGGUUAACAAACAACGAAGGGAAUACCCCUUUGCAUGUGGCAGCCUCAGCUGAUAGAUUGAACAUUUGCAUCCUUCUUGCUAAAGUUGACGUGUUUUCGGAACUUCCAACUUUGGAGGUUCAUCAAGAUCCAUUUCGUAACAAGCUCGGUGAAACUCCUCUCUUCUUAGCCGCCUUUCAUGGUUACAAACCAAUCUUCCUUUACCUGCAUUCCUUACUCUUGGAACCAUCCGACAAGGACCUUGAUUCAGUCAAUCCCGCCUACAGAAGAAAUGAUGGUGAGACUGCCCUUCACUGUGCCAUUAGGUGGGAGUAUUUCGAUGUGGCAUUUGAGAUACUUGCAAAGGAACCUAAUCUUGCUUAUUCUGUGAACGAGGUAGGAAUCACCCCUUUGCAUCUCCUAGCAAGUAAGCCUUCGGUCUUCAGAAGUGGUUCCCACCUCGGAUGGUGGAAGAGCAUCAUUUAUCAUUGUAUACAUGUUGAAGAGCUGGAGCACGAAACUGCUCAUAAAGAUUUUAUUGAUUCUGUCGUUAAAGAAUUGCAUGAAUCUUCCGAAAAGGACAUUACUGACAAAUUCCCAAAGAACUACCAAACAUGCAUCCAGUUCUAUCAAAUGCUGCAGAAUAUGGCUCGAUCGGCGUUUAGAAGCAAAAAUAUGAAUUGCAAAGGUCGGAAAGCAGAUGAAGAGAGUGCCAGCGAACGUGAUAUUGUUGGCCAAUCACAAAAAGGAUACCAAGCUCAGAGUAAAGUUCAGAAGCAUCAUUCUUUUCGGAGCCGUUAUGCAGUCUGUUUUAACUUUUUCCAUCUUUUAUACACAAUAUUCAUCCGGAUUAUUCUUGGCCUUGGAUAUGAGGGUAUAAGGAAGAUUAAACGGAAGCAUGUACAUUCUGCUAAAAUCAUGGAAAUCCUUAUUGAGGAAAUUACAAAAGACGCUCGCGACUUCACAAGUGGGACGGAUCCUGGGCAUACAAUCAACCGGCAUGGAAGUUCGGAUGGAAAACCAUCACUAACAGACGGUGACAAUGCCACCACUUCCAAACCUGAGCAACAAGAUGGAAACAAGAUAAACAGAACUGAUAAAGUAGAGAAAAAUAAUGGAAAUGGAAAGGAGGAAAGGCCUAAAACUACAAAGACAGAGACGCCCUUACUUAUUUUAUUGCCAGGUAAAGAGGAAACGCCUGAAACGGCAGAGAUAGAGACACCCACAUUGGUUGCGGCAAGAAACGGUAUCACAGAAAUGGUUGAGCAAAUACUUCAAAAGUUUCCCAUGGCCAUUAAUGACAAGAGUAAAGAAAUGUCUAAAAUGACAAAGAUGGAGACACCCAUAUUGCUUGCAGCUAGAAAUGGUAUCACGGAGAUGGUUGAAUACUUACUCAAAAAGUUUCCAGUAGUCAUUGCUGACAAGAGUGAAGGUAAAAAUAUUGUUCUUUGGGCCGCAAAGAGCAGGCAAACACAUGUAUUACAGCUACUGCUCAAGCAAAGGUUUGUAAAACGUAAACUAAUUCAUGAAGUGGAUAUGAAUGAAAACAAUGCAUUGCAUCUGGCAGCUGAGAUAGGAAAGCAAAAGCCUUGGCUAAUUCCUGGUGCUGCAUUGCAAAUGCAGUGGGAAAUCAAGUGGUAUGAGUUUGUAAAAGACAACAUGCCGCAACACUUUUGCUAUCAAGUCAAUAAGGAUAACAAGACCCCAGAAGAAAUCUUCAAUGAAACGCACGAGGACUUAGUCACAAAAGGAGGCGAGUGGCUUGACAAAACCGCUGAAUCAUGCUCAGUUGUGGCUGCACUCAUUGCUACUGUUGCCUUUGCCACGUCAACCGCUAUCCCUGGUGACAUUGAUAUACAACACGGGAGAGCAAAUCUUGAAGGCCAAUCGACACUCACCAUCUUUGCCAUCUCAUCACUCGUUGCUCUUUGCUUCUCCAUCACUGCUUUGUUCUCGUUUCUUGCCAUCCUCACUUCUCGGUAUGAACAGAAAGAUUUUCGUAGAGACUUGCCAAAGAAACUUCUGCUUGGCUUAACUUCUCUCCUUGUUUCCAUUACAUCAAUGUUGAUUUCUUUUUGUGCUGGACAUUACUUUAUGCUGAAGAAUAAACUGAAAGAUAAGGCUUUUCCAGUAUAUGCAGCGACAUGCCUGCCAAUAGUCUUUUUUACCAUACAACAGUUACCACUCUACAUUGACAUUGUUUGGGCUAUUUUCAAGAAGGUCCCCCGAUCAAGCUGUAAGGCUAUUUCUCUCUAGGGUUUCUUCUACAAUAUUAUAUACAUAAACUUUUUAUUUUUGAAUGUUUGUACUUUUUCUAUCAAUCGAGAUUGAUGGUAUGCUUUAGGAUUGAAAUAAGUUGUUUCCCAUUUUAAAUUAAGAUGGGAUGCAUUGUUUGCUAUUUUAAAUUAAUUUGGGAUGCAUUGUGUU